Messenger RNA from Penicillium waksmanii, 627 nucleotides. Its product is annotated as ATG3/ATG10 family protein. The transcript is spliced from 2 exons. Gene Ontology annotation, molecular function: ubiquitin-like protein transferase activity. Lineage: Eukaryota; Fungi; Ascomycota; Eurotiomycetes; Eurotiales; Aspergillaceae. The coding region runs from base 1 to 627 and encodes 208 amino acids. The record is from RefSeq and is a predicted model, not a curated record.
AUGGCUUGUGGCUUGUCGACCUUUCCUUUCCUCACCGCGCUUGAGUUCGCGCACGCAUGUCGAGUGUUGGCCGAUCGAGCCUGCGCCUGCACAACCGGCUUAGAGGGUCUAGAGGGAGGAGCAGUAGGAGGCUGGUCUUCUAUUCGACUUGUCACACAGAAUGCGAUCGGCCUCAAAAUAACGCGACGGGUGGAUGUCCACAGAGCCGACCUGGACACUGAACUUGAAAGUGUGGAUCCGAGUCUACAGGAUGCACAGGACGCUUCGGCACUAGAUGAGGAGGAGGAUCCGGUCCGCCCCCCAAAGUUUUCUCCUGCCAUCAAAGGGAUACCGCUUAAUACUUCACCGCAGGAAGCCCUGGUCCGUACCGAUGGCCAUCCCAAACUACACAUAGAGUAUGAGAUCCUGCUCUCCCCCACAUACCAAGUUCCCGUCUUGUACUUUGUGCUCCACUGGGACAACCAAGGACCCAUCGGUUUAGAUGCAGUCUACCGGUACCUUGUCCCAGAGUCGUAUAGAAAGCAAUUGAAGAAUGUGGGGGUGAUGGGUGGGAUCAGCUUCGGCGUAGGUGGCAUCCCCUCCCCUCCUCCCCUCGCAACAGAAAACGAAACGAAAAGGUCGACUUAA